UGCAUUUUGGGUCCAGCCCCCUGACUCUGCGCUCCGGGGCUUGAGGGGACCUCGGGUCGCCCUGCUCACGAGCUCGCGUGGUCCGGGGCAGGAGCGAGGGGCAGUAGCUGCUCCCUGACAGGCGGAAGGGGUGAGGACACACCGGGCCCGCCCUCCAUCUACUAAGCCGAGCGGGUGCAGCGCCGCUCGCCGGUCACCGAGGAGGGAGCCGCGCGGGUUGCACCCCGGGUGCCCCAACCAUCGCCCAGUGUAGAAGCCACCCACCCACCCCUCUAACGCCGCGCCCUUUCCUCGCCGGCCAGCUUUCCACCAUGCCCGGGGGCGUGCCCUGGUCUGCCUACGUGAAAAUGCUCUCCUCCAGCCUCCUGGCCAUGUGCGCCGGGGCCCAGGUGGUGCACUGGUACUACCGGCCUGACCUGACAAUACCUGAGAUCCCACCAAAGCCUGGAGAACUGAGAACGGAGCUCUUGGGACUGAAAGAGAGACACCACGAACCUCAGGUUUCACAGCAGUAGAAGCUUUAAAAUACAACUCUGCCAAGAAUUCUGUGAAUAAUACUUUCCACAUAUAUUUUUAAAUGUAUUGAGUAAAACUACUUCUUAAAUCAUCUAAUCCAAAAACAAAUUCUGGUUGAUAGGAACUGAUAAGAUAGAUCUUCUAUUAUGAUUCGGUCAGUAUUUUCUAGUCUCAUCUGGAGCUCACUGUGGAGAUCAGGCUGGCCUCUGCAACAAGGUCUUGCUGUGUAGCCCAUGCUGACCUCAGGAGAGUCCUCCAGCCCCCACUUCCCAAAUAGUGGAAUUACAGGUAUGAGGGACCGCACUCGUAAGAGCUGCCUAAGCUUCAGCUUCGUGCAUUUGGCCGGGAGGAUGAGACUGAACAUUUGCAAUGUCUCCUGCCAGUAUUCAUCUUUUUCUGAAUGAGCUUGGUUAUAAUGAAUUAAAGAGGUAAAAGUCAGUGAGAGUGCUUAUAGGGCCUAAACAUUGAGAAGUAGUAUUUGUACUAAACUGUAUAAAAUAUUCAAAGUUCUUUGGAAUUGUGUGCCUAAUGGAAUUGCAACAUUAGUAGCAACUUGUCAAGGUGCUUAAAUCCCCAAAAUUUGAGAAAGUGAACUAAAAUUGGCAUUCUCUUUAUACAUAUAAAAAUGAAAGUGCAGUUGAACUGUGUCCUUAAAAAAUGUUGACCUCAACCCUCGGUGUCUGGGAGUGUAGGAUUGGGGCCAUGAGGGUGGGCCAGAUGUGGUGACCACUGUCUUAAUGCCACGAGAACAGACACAGGGAGGACAUUUUGUAAUGACAGUCAGAGACUGGAGCGUUGGAACUGCCAGCCAAGAACACCAAAUAUUUGAAGGCUGCACCCGAAGCUUGGACGAGGAAAGGAAGGAUUCUGCAGUCUCAGAACAAGGCCUGCUCACACUGUACCCGAAGCUUGGACGAGGAAAGGAGUUUGCAGUCUCAGAACUCACACUGCACUUCCAGUGUUGUCCUUCAGAACCUGACGCCACAUCUCCUGCCGCCUAGAUUUCUACCAUCAGCUCUAGGAAAUGAACUCGUUUUAAGAUUUUGCUCAAUCUAUAAAUAUAGAACAAGAUAAUUUAUUCAACAACUGACCUAUUUUUUAAUGUAUGAAUGCAUUGCUUGCAUGUCUGUCUGUGCACCACAUGCAUGCCUAGUUCCCUCAGAAGCCAGGAGGGGCAUCAGAUACCCUGAACUGCAGUUACAUAUGGUUGAGAGGCCAUGUGGGCCCUGAGGACUGAAUCUGGUCCUCUGUUGAACUACCUCCCCUGCCAUAAGUAAAUUUUACACAAAUUGCAUGAAUGUAUGAACAUGUGAAUUGCUCCUGGAGGGUAGGCAUCAGAUUACCUGGAAUAUGAGUUAUAGGUUAGUUUUGAGCCACCAGAUGGGUUCUGGGAACUGAAUGUCAGUCUUCUAUAAGCAACAAGUUGUUUGUAGCCCCUUCUCCAGCCCCAGACAAGGUCUUUGUAAAUCCACCCUAAUGAGCAGACUAAGGCACUGAAGGGGAGUUUUCAGUUUGAGACAGUCUCUCAUUAUGUAACCUUGUCUGGUCCUGGAAUUUAUUAAGUAGAUUAGGCUGACCCUGAAUUCAAAAUCUGCUUGCCUUGCUUCCAUGGACACACAUUCAGGCCAAGCAAACACUCACUGACAGCAAUGUUUAAAGGUUUUGGCAGGGUCUAUUUAUUCCUUACUGGGCUCAGAUACUCCUGUCUCGUGUACCACCAUGCUCAGCUAACGUAAAAUUACCACGGUAUGCGCACCUUUAAUCCUAGCACUCAGGAGGCUAGCUGGAAUGCCUGUGCGAGCAUGCUCCAAACACUGGCGAGUGACUUAAUUAGACUGUGGCCCUCACGAUCCCCACCACCCAUUUAACGGCCUAGGUUUCUAGACAACUUUCCCUAACCUGUGAAGAUUUCUCAAUCUAAGUGUUCCAUGACCUCUGAAGAUAGUAUUCAGUUUUCCCUUCCUGUCCGGAUUCAGAAGGCUGAUACACAUUCUGAUCUCUGGAGGGAAUUAUUUGCAUGCAUUCCACCUUGUUAAAUAAGAAAGACGAUCUGAAAGCACAAGCCACCAAACCCGG
This is a messenger RNA of Microtus ochrogaster (prairie vole), 2592 nucleotides long. It is a transcript of the gene Uqcc6, whose product is annotated as ubiquinol-cytochrome c reductase complex assembly factor 6. The record is from RefSeq and is a predicted model, not a curated record. Gene Ontology annotation, cellular component: mitochondrion. Lineage: Eukaryota; Metazoa; Chordata; Mammalia; Rodentia; Cricetidae. Gene Ontology annotation, biological process: mitochondrial respiratory chain complex III assembly.